CAGAUAACUUUCAUACGGCCCUUGGAAACCUCUGUGACAAAAUUGCAUUGCUGUUCAAAUAUCAGCACAACUUCUGUUUUAUAAUGAAGUCUAAUUUUAAAUGCUCUUUUUAAUAAAUCAAGUAACUUAUAAAGACACUGCUGUAAUCUAAUCUAAUGUAUUCCAUCUCAUCUCAUCACUGCCAAAUACUCUCUAUGAAAUGCUAUCUUUAUGAAAAUAUCUUAGGAAUCUGUAAGAACACUAAAGCCAUAAUUUGUUCAGAGAGAAUUUGCCUUUCUUGUCUUCUGAUGCUGAGAAUGUGUGACUUGCUCAAGGGCACUAGAUAUUGUAAAUAUGUAGUUCAGAGAUGUGAUAAUCUGUAAAGCAGACCUUAACAUAUGGCAGAAUAUGGAAGACCCAAAAUAAAUUCAAAAUGAAAAUCACAGCAAUUUACAUCUCAGGAAAACAUGUGAGAGAAUCGGAGUUGAAUGUUUUACAGUUCACCAUCACAGGUUAAUAAAAGAUUAUGUAAAGGGUUACAUUUAAAAUAAAAUGGGAAUAGAUUGUUUUCUGCCAUUCUCAUAAUCACUUUAUUUUCUUUUUAAUUUUAUAGAAUUGAGCAAAGAAUGAACACUACUGCAGUGAGGGAUUUCAUACUUUUGGGAUUUACUAACAAUCCACAACUCGAAAUCUUCCUCUUCCUCCUGCUGUUUGGGAUUUACCUCUUGACCCUGAUGGGAAACAUACUGAUUGUUGUCAUCACGCUGGUGAACCGACAGCUCUGCACCCCAAUGUAUUUCUUCCUUCGGCAUGUUGCAUUUGUGGAUAUUGGGUAUACAACUGUCCUUAUUCCUAAAACACUGGCCAAUAUGGCGACCGGUCGUAAGAGUAUUACUUUAACUGGUUGUUUCAUGCAAUGCUUUCUGCACUUUGUUUUGGGAACCACUGAGUUGCUCCUGUGGGCAGUCAUGUCUAUUGAUCGAUAUGUAGCCAUCUGCAACCCAUUUCACUAUUCAACCAUUAUGAGUGAUUGGCUCUGCUCCUUGCUAGUAUUUGGGUCCUGGUUUGGGGGAUUAUUGCUCAUUAUGGGCCCAGCCAUUGUAUUGUUCCAAAUGCCUUUUUGUGGCCCAAACACCAUCAACCACUUUUUCUGUGACAAUGGACCCCUGAUUAAACUUAUUUGCAUUGACACAACUCUGUUGGAAUUUGUUGAUUUUCUCAUUGCCAUGUUUUCACUCCUUGGGACUUUAACCAUAAAUGUGGUGUCUUAUGUCAAAAUUAUUUCCACCAUCAUGCGUAUCCCAUCAAAAACCGGAAGGCAGAAGGCCUUUUCCACUUGUGCUUCCCACAUAACUGUGGUUUCCAUCACUUACAGUAGUUGUAUCUUCAUGUACAUAAAACCCAAAAGCACCAGUGAAUUGAGCUAUAGUAAGGCAGUGGCUGUUUUUAAUACUCUUGUAGCUCCUCUACUGGUCCCGUUCAUCUACUGCCUGAGGAACAAGCAAGUUCAAGAUGCCUGGUAUGCUGUUUUUAGGAAGUGUGUUAUUUUCUGCAAGGGCUAUAAAUGA
Molecule: messenger RNA, 1547 nt
Organism: Anolis carolinensis (green anole)
Lineage: Eukaryota; Metazoa; Chordata; Lepidosauria; Squamata; Anolidae
Product: olfactory receptor 6E1-like
Exons: 1
Coding region: 606-1547 (313 amino acids)
Biological process (GO): G protein-coupled receptor signaling pathway
Cellular component (GO): membrane
Molecular function (GO): olfactory receptor activity; G protein-coupled receptor activity
Source: RefSeq, a predicted model, not a curated record